Messenger RNA from Grosmannia clavigera kw1407, 942 nucleotides. RefSeq lists its product as uncharacterized. The transcript has 2 exons. Lineage: Eukaryota; Fungi; Ascomycota; Sordariomycetes; Ophiostomatales; Ophiostomataceae. Bases 1 to 942 code for a protein of 313 amino acids. The record is from RefSeq and is a predicted model, not a curated record.
AUGGAGUUCGGCGUGUCCAGACGAGUUGUGACCAUCGCACUAGCAGUGCUGAUUAUCAUCUAUGUCAUCCGGCUUACGCCAAGAGAGGCAGUUGCCAACAGAACAAAAUCGUUUUUCGACUCGACUACCGGCGUCCUCAAGUCUGCGGCCGACAGCACGGCCGAUGUCACCGCUGAUGACGAUCGUCCGGCCUUUCACAUACGAGACAAAGUUGCUCUCCUGACCGACACCCAGUUCUCGCCUCGCACGAUCCCGCUCAUCCUGCACUUUCACGCCGUUCUUGGCCCCGACUGGCCCAUCGUCUUUUACACCUCCGAGGAGACUGCGAACGCCCACCUGCGCAACGGUCAAAACGGUUCUGCCGUCUGGAACCGUGCUGUCGCCAGCGGCGCUAUCGAUGUCCGCAUCAUCCCCGACGAGUACAACAUGACCACCCGAGAGGGCGUCAACGUCUACCUGUCGCGUCCCUGGCUGUGGCGCCAGCUGGCGCCUGCCAGCCACGUCCUCGUCUUCCAGACAGACGCCAUGAUCUGCGCCAACGCCCACCGCACCGUCGACGACUUCCUCGAGUGGGACUUUAUCGCUGCGCCCCUGCACACCACCCAGAAGCUCUUCAACGGCGGCCUUUCCCUGCGCAACCGCACCAUGAUGCUCGAGAUCCUCGACGAGGACAACAACUGGGAGGUCGAGACCGCUGCGGGCACAUGGACUCUCGGCGGCGAGGACAUCUGGUUUUCUCGCAAGAUGGACCUGCGCGGUGCCCACCUGCCCACCUUUGACCAGGCCAUCAAGUUCGCCUGCCAGCACGAGUGGCACACCAGCCGCGAGAAGGAGCCGCUCGGUUAUCACAAGGUCCACAAGGUAGCCCAGUCAUCACUGCCCGAAAUCACAAAAUGGUGCCCCGAAAUCGCCCUGGCAGCUCCGGGAACGCUGGCCCAGUGA